CCCCCCUUCCCAAAUCCCAGCGGGGAUCGCUCGGUUCCCACUGCCGGGAGCAGCCCUUCUUUCCCAGCCGGCCCCCUUGGGGGAUGAGGGUUCAAAGCGCGGUUCUUUAAGACCAGGUUUAUUGAAAUCGGGGCUGCCGACUUACGAGAAAGUCACUCUCGGAGCAAUAAUUUAAUUUUUAAAGUGUGUUUAUUGAUAAUUCUCUUUUAAGUAGUUUUAUGGGGUUUUAUGGCCGUAGGAAAAUCAGUUGUUAUCUUUGGCUGCCACCCAGACGGAGUGAAAUCACUGGAUCAUAAAUAAAAGGUGUUAAUGAGCUCCGUUAUUACAAGCUGAUGAUUUAAUGCCUUACAUGGAUCAAAGCCAGCUGAAAGCACGGAGGACUGAUCCAGUCCUAAGUAUUUGUCCUUUUCAUUCUCUGGGUUAGGGCAGAAGGGCAGUUUGAUUUGGGCAGAAGAUGUAAAUGCUGCUUAUUCUUUGAUUAACCUCGUGGAGUUGAUUUGACCUAGUUUUUUGUUUGAAAAUAGAGUGAUCUUUCCCUCUCUGUGUCUUUAGCUCCACUGAUCCAGCAUUUCCCUAAUGAUUUCCAUGAAUGAAGAGGAUUUGGCUGAUGUGUAACUGGUUUAUGUCCCCGCCUGACACCAGCGAAGGAGGUUGGCCACUGCUGGGAUAGAAAGGCUGACCUGGUGAAUCUAUAACAUGAGUCCUGAUCCAUAUGUCGCUGUGAAAUACCAAAAAUAUGCUGUGAUGACCUCCUUUGCCAACGUACCAGGUUCUUUGUAAGGUAGCUGCAUCUGAAGAAAUCCCCAGUGGCCUUGCGUCAUGCUGAGUUACAACAUGGGACAUUGUUUCGUGGGACGGGGAGCCAUGAUUCCAAGGAAGCUGAAGCCAUUUCUCUGCAGGAUGUUGUCGGGUUACAAACCCAAAAACGAUGUCCAGGACUCUUACAAAAUUCUGGAGCUGGAGGAAGGAUGUUCCCUCGAUGACGUCAGAAACUCCUACUGCAAUCUUGCCAAAAAAUACCACCCGGACAGCAGCUCCGGCAUGGCCGAUUCCGGCACCUUCAUAAGGGUGGAGGAGGCCUACAGGGUUGUGCUCAGCGACCUGGCAGGCAAACAGAAACCAGAGCCCGGCGAGGAGGAGGAAGACCAGUUCAAAUCCAAGUCCCUGCAGCACAGACACUACCUGAGCUUCGAGGGCGUGGGCAUCGGCACGCCGAGCCAGCGGGAGAAGCAGUACAUGCAGUUCCGCGUGGACCGCGCCACCGAGCAGGUGCUGGAGUACCGGCAGCAGCGGCUGGAGAGCCGCUACGCCGGCAGCGACCUCAGCAGGGCCAAGGACGUGCGGCAGAGCAAGAAGGUGAAGAUAACUCAGGCGGUGGAGCGGCUGGUGGAGGACCUCAUCCAGGAAUCCAUGGCCAAAGGAGACUUCGACAACCUCAGCGGCAAAGGGAAGCCUUUGCAGAAGUUCUCGCACAGCCCCCACAUCGACCCCAUGACCCACAACCUGAACAGGAUCCUCAUCGACAACGGCUACCAGCCCGAGUGGAUCCUGCUGCAGAAGGAGAUCCGGGAGACCAUCGAGCGGCUGAGGAAGAGCAUCGUGGCCUCCAGGAGGAAGCUCGGGGAGCCGAUGACGCUGUCGAAACAGAAGCAGUGGGGUCGGAUUUGCGAGCAGUUCGCAGAAGACAUCAGGAAAUUAAACAAGAGAGUCGACAACUUCAACCUGGUGGUGCCCAUCCUGAGCAGGCAGAUGGUGCAUUUCAGCACCGACAAGGAAAUGCUCCGAGCACGAAAGGUUUACGAGGCUGUCGUGGAAAAGGUUUCUGAUUCAGACAGGAAGGAAAGCAGUGGGGAAGAGGGCAAAAGAUUUGGGUGGAAGUCUUCUCUCUUGAAAUGGUUAAAACUUACACCGAAAUAAUUUCAUACUAAUUCCUCUUGUCAAGGUUUUGAAUGCACUUUAUUAAUUAAAUGUAGCGCUAGAGAAAUUUCAGGGUCACUGAAAAUGUCAAAUCCACACUGUUAGCCUACUUGAAGGAAAUUUGGCUGUGUGAUAAGCAUUUGCAUUAUAAAUAAUUAUUUUUAAAUAUUAUUAAAUGGAAUGUGCCAGUU
Taeniopygia guttata (zebra finch) is the source of this 2108-nucleotide messenger RNA. RefSeq names its product DnaJ heat shock protein family (Hsp40) member C28 (gene DNAJC28). The record is from RefSeq and is a predicted model, not a curated record. NCBI's taxonomy places the organism in Eukaryota, Metazoa, Chordata, Aves, Passeriformes, Estrildidae.